Molecule: messenger RNA, 2827 nt
Organism: Larimichthys crocea (large yellow croaker)
Lineage: Eukaryota; Metazoa; Chordata; Actinopteri; Sciaenidae
Gene: hey2
Product: hes-related family bHLH transcription factor with YRPW motif 2
Exons: 5
Coding region: 538-1557 (339 amino acids)
Biological process (GO): regulation of DNA-templated transcription
Molecular function (GO): protein dimerization activity; DNA binding
Source: RefSeq, a predicted model, not a curated record
CACACACACACACACACACACACACACACUCCGUCUGAAGCAGCAGACAGGCGGUGUUAUCAGGAGGUCCAGCCCUGCAGAGACUGCUGCACAAAUCUUCCAUCUCAAAGUUGUGUUUGAGUGCACGUGGGCGGGUCCACUGUGCGCGUGCACGUGUGUGUGUGUGUGUGUGUGUGUGUGUGUGUGUGGCUCCCAGGCUCCGUGGGAAAGCUCCAGUGGAGGAGGUGGUGGUGGAGGAGGAGGAGGAGCACACCGGUCACCAGUCCAGUCUGCAGCCGACACACGAGCCACCUGCCCCGGACUAUUUACCGGACACGCACCGCUGGAGAAGAAGAAUUCCUGGAGCUUUAUGAACUUUAAACACAGAAAAAGUUUUGCAUCAUGUCUCCUCGGAUCAGAAACUUUCUGCAUUAAACAGACUAAACUGAAAGUACUAAAAAAGUUAAUUUGUGUUCAGAGGAGGUGAGAAACUUUUACCAGACCUCCACACCUCCUCCCCGGGUGGAGACAGACAGCUCUGCCCGCCGUCCGUGCACCAUGAAGCGGCCGUGUGAGGACAGCAGCUCGGCAGAAAGUGACGUGGAGGAUGAGACCAUCGAUGUGGGCAGUGAGAGCAUUUAUCCGGGGCACGUGAAGGCGUCCUUCAUCAGGUGUGGCUCGCCGACCACAACCACUCAAGUGAUGGCGAGGAAGAAGCGCAGAGGGAUCAUCGAGAAGAGACGCAGAGACAGAAUCAACAACAGUCUGUCCGAGUUACGGAGGCUCGUCCCCACCGCCUUCGAGAAGCAGGGUUCGGCUAAACUGGAGAAGGCUGAGAUUCUUCAGAUGACCGUGGACCAUCUGAAGGUUCUGCAGGCCACCGGAGGGAAAGGUUACUUUGACGCCCACGCUCUGGCUCUGGACUUCCUGUCUCUGGGCUUCAGGGAGUGUGUGACGGAGGUUUCCCGUUACCUGAGCUCUGUGGAGGGUUUGGACUCCAGCGACCCGUUGCGCUCCCGCCUCCUCUCCCACCUCACCUCCUGCGUCUCCCAACGCGACGCCGCCGCCCUCUCCAUGACCUCCCAUUCGCCACAUCACCCCCACCACCAGCACCACCCCCACCAGCAGCAGCAGCCUCCCCCUUUACCUCACCCCUUCCACCCUCAUCACUGGGCCGCCGCUGCAGCCGCCGCCGUCGCCACCGCGGCCGCGUUCCGCCCUAUGCCGGCCGCCUCGUACGGACUGACUACGGACGCCGGAGGAGGUGGAGCCACCCAGCGAAGCUCCUCCUUCUCCUCCUUCGCAGACUCCACCACCUCCUCCUCCUCUCCUUCCUCCUCCUCCUCGUCUCUCGUCCUCCCCUGCACUCCCACUCCUCUCUCCGCCUCCCUCCUCUCCCUCUCGGCAUCAUUUCCCAUCACUCUCCACGGAGGUUUCCCCAUCAUCCCUCCUUCCUCUUUCACCACCGCCACCACCAGUCCUCCCAUCUCCUCCUCCUCCUCCUCCUCCUCCUCCCAGACUCCGCACAGCAGCAGUAAACCGUACCGACCGUGGGGCACCGAGGUCGGAGCGUUCUGACUAACAAAACAAGCGCUCCUCUUCAUUAACGUGCGACGACUUCACGUGAACAAACUACCCUAAAUUCUUUGUUUAACUUUGAUAAACAUGAACGCGUCAUUAAAACACGUCACUGUAGUUUAGGAUCAAUCCACCAAACGUGGAUUCAUCCACCGCUGAAAAUAGUCCCCAACAAAUAUUUCCUGGGUUUGUGAGUUUGUUUUUAAAGGUUUACGUCUCCGGUAGGAAGUGAUGGGUUUCCACAGACAGGAAGUCGGACACAUCGUUGGUUUGAACCCUUUCUCUUUAUAAAACCUUCAAACUUUAUUUAAACUGCGACCACACGACAGAAGACGAUGAACCAAAGUUUGCCUGAGAUGACUCACUGAAGUUUAACCCGACUAACGAGCACGGACUCUGACUGCGAUGAAGAUUAACACGAUGAUGAUUGUAAACACACUAAGCGUUUUUUCUGUUUAAACUGUGUGUCUCUUUUUACAAAGAAAUAAAGACGAAGUAACAAAAGUGCUACUGUCGUCAGACUUCAGCUGCUGACGUGUUUUUAUUUUUAAGGUCGUAAAGUUUGAGCUGCUUAAAGAGACAGUUCGACACUUUAUAAGCGAUUAGUGAUUAAUAGUGAUUAGCUUAGCAUGAAAGAAUUAAAAACAAAGGGGCAGACAGCUAAUUAGCAGUUAGCUACUUUAGCGAGGGGUUUCCCGCCCGGCAACUGGCCGACCAAUCAGAGCAGAGCGACAAACAGCAGUCAGUCAGUCAAAACUGUGAAAGUUGAAGCACACUUCGAACGAGCAACCGCAAUUUCCAAACCGUAGGUCGCAUCGAUGAACGGAGAUGAUUUUAAGCAUCCUCAGAUCGUCCUGAACGUCGACAUAUUGAAUUUGUGUGGUUAAAGUUAGAAACAUGUUCUCUGGAGUGAGUUAAAGAGCUGGCUCAUCUGUUUCUGCUCUCAUUUAAUAUGGGAAUAAAUGGGGCGGUUGGUGGGCGAUCCUGACGCUUCUGUGCUAUUUGAGCUAAAACUAUAAAUCUGACCGCUCCAACAGUAACGUGUGAGCGAGCAGCACAAAUUGUCCGACGACCCGAUGUUAAAAUUAUGUCUGUCGAGGGAAAUCUGUGGCCGUGAGAGCAGUUUGAAAUUAUUCUUCAGACAGAUUUUCCUCGGUCACGUGACUCUAGCUUUUGUUCGUGCGACUAAAACUGUGGGAAGAGUAGGUCUGAGCUGUUAGCUCACUGCUAACGUCGGGUUUGUAGCUGUUAACGAUUCUCUUAUCGAUUC